AAUAAAGCCCAACCUACGGCAGUUUCUACGGUAUAAUUGAAGAGUGCCACUGUUCUAGCACUUGUGACUAACUAGUACAGUAACAAGUGAGUGGGUGUGAACUGAGGCUGCCACUGCCCACUGCCCGCGCUGCAGCUCUGCAAGAUGACCGCGAGGUCGGCGAGGUGCAUGCUACUGCUGCUUGCCCUGGUGGCGGCGCUCCAUGGCCACGGGGGAGGAGCAUGCGUCCGUGCCACGAAGGCGCCAAGCCGCCCGCGCUGGCUGGAUGGGCUGAGCCGGGCGUCGUUCCCCAAGGGAUUCGUGUUCGGGACGGCGACGUCGGCGUACCAGGUGGAGGGCAUGGCCACAGGAGGCGGCCGCGGGCCUUCCAUCUGGGAUGCCUUCGCGCAUACGCCAGGUUCCUCUUCAUUUCACUUGAAAGUUGUGGGAAAUCAAAACGCCGACGUUACAACAGAUCAAUAUCAUCGCUACAAGGAAGAUGUUAAUCUCAUGAAAGGAUUGAAUUUCGACGCCUACCGGUUUUCUAUCUCAUGGUCCAGAAUCUUUCCGGACGGGGAAGGAAAAGUUAACGAAGGUGUGGCGUACUACAACAAUCUGAUAGAUUACCUGCUUCAGAGAGCAAGCGUUACUCCUUAUGUCAAUCUUUACCACUAUGAUCUCCCUCUAGCACUUGAGAAGAAGUAUGGAGGCUGGUUAACUGCAAAGACAGUGAAACUAUUUGCAGAUUACGCUGACUUUUGUUUUAAGACCUUUGGCGACCGUGUAACGCACUGGUUUACAUUCAACGAACCAAGUAGAGUAGCGAUUGGUGGUUAUGAUAUAGCGACGGCUCCUCCCCAAAGGUGCACCAAAUGCUCUGCUGGUGGGAACUCAGCAACAGAGCCUUACAUUGUUGCUCAUAAUUUUCUCUUAGCACAUGGUUAUGCAGUUGCAAUAUACCGGAACAAGUAUCAGGCAGCUCAGCAAGGGAAGGUUGGAAUAGUUCUGGACGUCAGUUGGUACGAGGCUCUUAGCAACUCAACUGAAGACCAAGCUGCAGCUCAAAGAGCCAUGGACUUCCUUGUUGCUUGGUUUCUUGAUCCACUAAUAAAUGGACAGUACCCACAGAUAAUGCCAAAAAACCCACAGAUAAUGCAAGACCUUGUGAAAGAGAGGUUGCCCAGGUUCACUCCUGAUGAAGCUAAAGUGGUCAAGGGCUCAGCGGACUGGAUCGGAGUCAAUCAAUACACAACUGAAUUUGUGAAGGGGCAGAAAUUGGUGCAGCAGAGGCCGACUAGCUACUCAGCCGAUUUGCAGGUUACUUAUUCAUUUGAGCGAAAUGGCAAACCGAUUGGACCAAGGGCGAAUUCUAAAUGGCUUUAUAUUGUCCCGAGGGGGAUGUACGGAUGCGUGCACUACAUCAGCCAGAAGUACGGAAAUCCAGCGAUGCUCAUAACUGAAAACGGAAUGGAUCAACCAGGGAACCUCACCCGCGAUCAGUACUUGCGGGAUGCCACAAGGGUUCGGUACUACCGGAGUUACCUCUGCGAGCUGAAGAAAGCCAUCGACGGCGGGGCCAACGUUCUUGGCUACUUUGCCUGGUCCCUCCUGGACAACUUCGAGUGGAUGUAUGGCUACACAUCCAAGUUUGGCAUCGUGUACGUCAACUUCAACAGCCCCACCCUAGAACGGCACCCCAAGGCGUCGGCCUACUGGUUCAGAGAUCUGCUGCAACACUGAUGUAGCUAGUGCCUCUGAAUUAACCUGAUGUUAUCAUCAUUAUGUUGAGUGUCUGCCUACUGUUCUUCGGAUUGCAUCAUAAUUCAGAAACAGGACUGUUCGAGAGUUAUCUAAUGGAUAUAAAA
Molecule: messenger RNA, 1844 nt
Organism: Triticum aestivum (bread wheat)
Lineage: Eukaryota; Viridiplantae; Streptophyta; Magnoliopsida; Poales; Poaceae
Product: beta-glucosidase 7-like
Exons: 12
Coding region: 145-1719 (524 amino acids)
Biological process (GO): carbohydrate metabolic process
Molecular function (GO): beta-glucosidase activity
Source: RefSeq, a predicted model, not a curated record